AUGGCCGACGAACCGGGUCAACCCCCGGCCCUCACGACGCUGAGUCUCGCUGACCAAGCCCCCAGCUCCCAGGCCGUCGAACAGAUCGUGACUCCCUUUGAUGUCUCCGGUGGUGUCGAUGAAUCCGGAAAACUACUGCCGGUCGAUUAUGACAAGCUGGUUCGGGAAUUCGGUGCGCAUCCAAUUAGCAAGGAGCUGCUCGAGCGCUUUGAGAGAGUGACUGGUCACCGUCCGCAUCGGUUUAUGCGUCGGGGUAUUGUAUUCAGUCAUCGCGAGCUGAAUUUGAUUCUUGAUCGCUACGAGAAGGGGCAGCCUUUCUAUCUGUAUACUGGACGGGGACCGAGUAGUGAUAGUAUGCACGUGGGACACACAAUUCCGUUUGAGUUCACCAAGUGGUUGCAGGAUGUCUUCCAGUGCCCGUUGGUCAUCAUGUUGACAGACGACGAGAAAUUCAUGCACUCGCAAAAAAUCGAGAUCGACGACGCAAAGCGGUACGCCAAGGCAAACGCAAUGGACAUUAUCGCAGUUGGUUUCGACAUGAAGAAGACUUUCAUCUUCAGCGACUUCGACUUCGUCGGUGGCGCUUUCUACGAGAACAUGUGCAGAAUGGCCAAGAGAAUCACAAUCAACUCCGUCCGAGGAACCUUCGGCUUCAACGACAGCAACAACGUCGGCGAGUUCCAUUUCUGCGCUACCCAAUCCGCCUCCGCCUUCGCAACCAGCUUCCCGCACAUCUUCGGGAACGAUAAAAAGAAGGUCGCCUCGAUCCCCUGCCUGAUUCCCUGCGCCAUCGACCAGGACCCCUACUUCCGUCAAUGCCGCGAACACGCCGAGAAGAUGAAGUUCAAGAAGCCCGCCCUCAUCCACUCCAUUUUCCUCCCUGCCCUGCAAGGCCCCGGCUCCAAGAUGUCCGCUUCCGUCGACACUUCCGCUAUCUUCAUGAGCGACGCACCCAACCGCAUCAAGAACAAGAUCAACAAGUACGCCUUCUCCGGUGGUCAGGACACCGCAGAACUGCAGCGCCAACUCGGUGGAAACACCAAGGCAGACGUCCCCUUCCAGUACCUUACUUUCUUCUUGGAGGACGAUGACGAGCUCGAGCGCAUUCGCGUUGCGUAUGAGAAGGGAGAGAUGCUUACGGGCGAGAUUAAGCAGAAAUGUAUUGCUGAGUUGCAGGAGUAUGUUAAGGGCUUCCAAGAACGGAGGGCUCAGGUGACAGAGGAGAUUCUGAACGAGUAUAUGAGCCAGCGGCCGUUGGAGUGGACAGGGAACCCCAACCCUGUCAAGGUUGACAAGGAGAAGAAAUAG
Aspergillus chevalieri is the source of this 1308-nucleotide messenger RNA. RefSeq names its product tryptophan--tRNA ligase WRS1. The coding region runs from base 1 to 1308 and encodes 435 amino acids. Gene Ontology annotation, cellular component: cytoplasm. The record is from RefSeq and is a predicted model, not a curated record. Gene Ontology annotation, molecular function: ATP binding; tryptophan-tRNA ligase activity. The transcript has 2 exons. Gene Ontology annotation, biological process: tryptophanyl-tRNA aminoacylation. Lineage: Eukaryota; Fungi; Ascomycota; Eurotiomycetes; Eurotiales; Aspergillaceae.